GAGGGAAAGAAAACACAGUAGACAGAAUAAGCAAAAGAGGACGGGGUAAGACGUGACACUGGAGCUUUAACAGGAAAGGAGCUGCAUGCAAGUUCAGUGGAAAAGAGGAGUUAGGACGCAGACCGUGGAAAUGAUGUGAGUGAUUGCAAGAGCGAGCAAGAAUUAACAGAUGGAUUGAGGCAGAGAUGGAGGGAGUGUUGCAUUCGUUUCACCGUGAAUAGCAGUUAGCUGAAGCAGGUAGAGGUGACUCCACUGCAGAUGAGGGAACAUGUUGGCUAUGGACCAAGGAGUGGUGGAGGAAUGGCUGUCAGAAUUUAAGACCCUCCCUGACAGUGCUGUGUCCACCUACGCUGCCUCGCUAAAGGACAAAGGUGCCCUGGUCCCUGCCCUUUACAAAGUCAUCAGAGAGAACUACAGUGAUUUGCUGGAGCCAGUGUGCCACCAGUUGUUUGAGUUUUACCGGAGCGGUGAGCCGCAGCUGCAGCGUUUCACGCUACAGUUCCUGCCAGAGCUCCUGUGGAGCCUCCUGUCUGUCAGCGCAGCCAGGGACCCACACACCUCUGGCUGCAUCGAGGCCCUGCUGUUGGGCAUUUACAACCUGGAAAUAGUCGAUAAAGAUGGACAAAGUAAAGUAUUAUCUUUUACUGUCCCUUCACUUUCCAAACCCUCAGUGUAUCAUGAGCCUUCAGCUAUCGGCUCCAUGGCCCUGACAGAAGGGGCUUUAGCCAAUCACGGGCUGAGUAGGGUGGUGUACAGUGGGCCGCACCUCCAGAGGGAAACCUUUACAGCACAAAACAGGUUUGAGGUGUUGACCUUCCUGCUGCUGUGCUACAAUGCUGCCCUCAGCUACAUGACCUCCACCUCCCUCCAGUCCCUCUGCCAGCUAAGCUCCAGGGUGUGUAUAUGCGGUUACCCACGGCAACAGAUGCGACGCUAUAAAGGUAUUAGCACGCGGCUGACAGUUACAUCAGAGUUCCUGGUUCAGCUCAUCACAGGGAUCCACUACGCUUUGUGUAAUGGUGAGGUGGAACUGGGAUCCAAAGCACUGGAUGACGUCCUGUAUCGCGCCCAGCUAGAGUUGUUCCCUGAAGCUCUGUUGGUGGGUAAUGCCAUCAAGUCUUCACUGCAUGGUGCAGCUCUAAAGAGUAAUACCAAGGAGGGCGCGAGGAGCAUCCAGGUGGAAAUCACACCUACGUCAUCUAGGAUUUCCCGUAAUGCUGUCACCUCCCUCUCCAUCAGGGGUCACCGCUGGAAGAGACACGACGCGGUGGAUUUGGGUUCCCCGGAUGAGCUGAUGGAUAUUUCAGAGGUGGAUGAAGGGGUGUGGCCAGGUGGGGUUGGGCCUGAAAUAACUCCGCCUACCAUCACUAUCAGCAACAGCGUGACUACAUUAAAUCUCGGGGCCAAGGCCAUGAAGAAGUGUCGGCUCGGUGGACGCACCAGCAAAGACAAGGACAAAGAGGCCGGCCCACUAUUAGCCGCCCGGGCUGCCAGCGAGAACGCCGAGCUGUCCGUCAAACGACUGACCCUCACCUCCAGCCAGUCGGUGCCCAAGGCAGGAGCCCUCACCAGCCUGACGCGUACCGCCAGCGCCGUCUUCUCCCGCUCCUUUGAGCAGGUAGCCAGCGGGAACGCCCCUCCCUCCAGCAACCACAAUGCCUCCGAAGCCGGCCGCUACUCGUGCAGCCUGCAGGAGGAGGGCCUGGGGUAUCUGAGUCCCGGGCCAAACCACACUCAGCGCUCUCCCAGCAUCAGCGUCCACCUCGGCUCUGACCUUUGAAGCCCCUCCGGACUCCAGACUACCUGAACCUUUGCCUCUGACCCUGUGACCCUGUACCUGUGAACCUGGAACUCCAAGCCAUGCCAACAGCAAAAGGACCACAAAGACCUGAACAAACCCCCCCCCCCCCCCCCCCAUCACUCCAUCUUGGUGUCUUUGACUUUAAACCGACUCUCUGUUCAGACCUCCAGAACCCUGCCUGCUCCACCCUCCCAGUGGUGCAUUGUGGGUCUUCAUGUCGGUGGGAAACCACUUCCAGCUUCACUGGUGUUUGUUGGUGCACUGCCGUCAAAUUGUGCCAGGAAACAAACUGCUCUCCCUCUGGCAGAGCAGCCUGUCGUAAAUGGGUGCACUUGAACUUUGUAACUACUACUAAAAAAAAGAACUGUGGAAAAGUAUUUGAAGAAUUUGUUGCCCUGCAUGGCUUUUCCAUACACCCGUCUUAACCUUGCCCAGGUUUGUCAGUGGGCGGAGUAUGUGUGAGCAUGCAUGUGUGUGUACGGUAUGAGUGUAUGUACAGAUGUUUUUAGAUUCGAGGCUGCUGAUUGAUACACCGAACAAGGUAUCAUUCUCCCAGUUUAAGUGUUUCUACUCCCUUUUUUAAUGGUAUAUCCCAUAGCAAUACAAAUCCAAUUCCAUCUUUUUAGAAACAUGAUUCACAUGAUUACUCCUUUCUCUUCUGUCUUUAUUUGUCAGCAGAAACAGCUGCACUUCUUCCCUAAAAAUACAAAGACUAACAGCCACUAAAUAAUCAAACAACUUGACAAAAAUUGCUUUUUAUGUUUACAAUCACACAGUAUUUUUUAUCAUUAUGGAGAAGCAAUAUUUUUCCCUUCCCACUGGUUCCUCUGGCACCUUCAUAAACUGCUCUGUAUUUAAUGACAAAAAUGAAAAAAAAAAAAAAUCCAUCUUCAACAAAUAAGAGGUUUUGAUUUUGGAGAUGAUGGGUGUGUAUGAUGAUUUGUAAAGUAUUGAAUUUUGCACUUGAAAGAGCAAAGAGUUGUGUUUUCAACUUUGGUAUUUUCUUAUGACGAACAUGAGAGGUUUGACUCUCGACUGUGGUAUUUUCCUACGAGAUCGCUCUGCUUCGUUGCUCCGUUCAGAUUCCUGCGACAGUCACGACAAAUACCUACUGAUCCAGAAGUGUCACAAACCUACAGUAUUGGCACAGACAUCAAAGAAUCCGGUACCUCCGAGCACAGUCGUUCAAGCUCUACUGACCAAAACUGUAACCGAAUCGAUUCCUGUGCAUCGUUUAGUAACUUCGAACACUUGUCGAGCAACAAGGCGUCCUUCCUUUCUGAUCCACCCACCAUUGCAGAUGUUGUUAGUACUUUGGUGAUGUUGGUGUUUCCUGUCUCUCUACUUGUCGUUCACCACAUCAUCAUUUCAUCAGAGGAUACAGCGGUAUUCUGUUGUACAAAAAUAAUAAAUCUGGACCCAUCCUCUACAUUUGAUGUCGUAAAUGAAGCAUCGAUGCUGCCCCACCAUUAAAGUAUCCUGUCGUCUGUGUACUAAAGCUGUUGAGUGUCCAUGGCUUAUUGGGACAAUAACAAUCAUUGUGUUUCUGUAUGUGGGUUUACAGAAUGUGAAUGGGUAUGCUCUUGUUGUACAUCAUACUGUUAUGUACUAAAGUUGGUUUAUAUUGGCCUUUCUAUGUCUGACAGUAACUCACUGCUACGUCUUCUGGGAAUAAAGUGUUUCUAUAUUUCA
This is a messenger RNA of Sphaeramia orbicularis (orbiculate cardinalfish), 3493 nucleotides long. It is a transcript of the gene hycc1, whose product is annotated as hyccin PI4KA lipid kinase complex subunit 1. The record is from RefSeq and is a predicted model, not a curated record. Bases 269 to 1780 code for a protein of 503 amino acids. The transcript is spliced from 11 exons. Gene Ontology annotation, biological process: phosphatidylinositol phosphate biosynthetic process; protein localization to plasma membrane. Gene Ontology annotation, cellular component: plasma membrane. Lineage: Eukaryota; Metazoa; Chordata; Actinopteri; Kurtiformes; Apogonidae.